Schizosaccharomyces osmophilus is the source of this 2760-nucleotide messenger RNA. It is a transcript of the gene gyp51, whose product is annotated as Rab GAP Gyp51. The transcript has a single exon. The record is from RefSeq and is a predicted model, not a curated record. Bases 1 to 2760 code for a protein of 919 amino acids. Lineage: Eukaryota; Fungi; Ascomycota; Schizosaccharomycetes; Schizosaccharomycetales; Schizosaccharomycetaceae.
AUGACUGCUCAAGACUCUUACGAUGAAUUUUCUGAUGAUGUAUACGAUGAAUUUGAUAAUAUAUCAGAAGCUUCAGCAGACGAAGGUUUGAAGGCUGCUGAGAAUGAAACUUUAGAUGAACCGACAGGAGAAGACAUGAAAGAAGAUGAUACAAGGGAAGUGGAUUCAAAAGAGUUGAAUGGAUUAGAAGACGAGAACGCUUCUGAUUCAAGACAGGAUAAAGUUACCACUAAGGAAGACGGCGUGGAUCAACCAAUAUUAGAAAACGGCUUUAAGUUUGAACACGGAGAAGAUGAAACAAUUGAACAGAAAGAAGAACAGAACGUUGCUGACCAUGAUGCAUUCAAACUCUAUCAUGACAUGCCCACUACUACAGAAAAACAGGAAGAAGCGAAUGAAGAGGAUCCCAAUGAACAUGAAGCAAAACUAUCGUUUGAAAUAACAAAAGGUAAUGAGACUAAAAUGAAAGAUGAAAGCUCCUCCAUUGCUGAGAAAUAUGAUGAACCAGAGAAAGGAUUAACGUCUUCAGCGUCUUCUUCUAAAUCCGCUGUCAAUGCAUUUUCUUAUGAUCCGCAAAUUGCUAGUCCUCAAAAUAAUGAAGUCAAUGGCGAUAGUGCUUUUCAUGAAAAGAACUCUUCUGAAUAUCCAGAGGAAUCUUCAAGAAAAUCCUCAAUUGAAUCGCAAAAAUCUUUCGCUGAAGAAGCGAAAAUAGAAUUGAACGGUGAUCUUCUUCGGGAAAAGCAACAAAUGGAGAGCGCUGAAAGUCGUGAGAUGGAAGCAAGAAUGAAGGACUUGUAUAUUGCUUCAAAGGAACCGGAUACACCGGCAUUAGAGUCUCUUGAAACUGAAGAUGCCAGGCCUCAAGUUACAUCAUCUACCCUUUUCGUAAAUUCAGCUUCACGAAUAGAGCCUUCGGAACAUGUCGUUGAGAACCAGGAAUCUAUGAGUUUUCCAGCAAAUACAAAUGUUAAUAUCAGCAGUCCGCAACCGACCAAAGAUGUUUUUAAGGAUUACACCGAAGAUGAAUUACCUAGCUUUGUACUUGAUCCUGCUUCUGAUACUGCAAAUUUGAAUGGUAGGUUUUCAAAACAGGAACUUUAUACUACAUUAAGGUCUCCUAAAAGUAUAAAUAAUGAAAAAUCUGACAGCAAUGGCGAUGCUUUGGGACCAAAAACAGAGCUUUCUCAUGGUAGACGUGAUUCGUUUUAUUCCCGAGCAACUUCCCCGGUGUCUUCUGCGAUUUCUUGGUUCAAUUCAAAACGUAGUGAUUUGAGUCCGGAGAAUUCUUUAGUUGCUACAUUCUUUUUGGAAGAAAUCCUUGAGAAGAAUGCUUCUUCUAUCGAUGAAAACAGAAAAAAGAAGAUCAUAGGCUUCUUAGAAAGUGAACAUGACAUAAUUCCUUCAGAUGUGUACAAUCUUCUGCUUGAAUUUAUUGAAAAUCCGCUAGAAGUGUUAAGGGAAAAGUCGGAAAAGAUCCAACGUUUGAUUUUCAGUCAUGAAAUUCAGGGAGCACAUACAGUCUUAUGGAAGUCCAUCUCUGCUUGGUGCUCUUUUGAUAAUGAGCGUGAGUAUUUUGAUUUAGAAAAGAAGAGCUGUGAGUCUGAUAAAGCUAUAUGCAAAGAUUUGGAUAGAACAUUUCCUCCUCAAACCUUGAAACGAUUUUUUUCAAACCGUGGCCAAGAAUCUCCCGAUACCGUUGCUGAUUCUAUUGCAAAUUUGCACCGAGUUUUGAGAUCUCUUGCGAAUGCUGUCCCUGAAGUCGGUUAUACACAAGGAAUGUCCUGGAUUGCUGGCUCUCUUUUAAUGUAUUUGCCUCCUCCACAGGCCUUUUCAGUGCUCGUUCUACUGUUUAAGGAAUACCAUUUACAAAGCAUUUUUUCUCCUGAGUUGAAAGGUCUGGGUCGUAUCAUGCAUCAGUUUACUCGAUUGGUGGAAGAUUUCAUGCCCGCAUUGGCUGUACACUUAAAGAAAAACGAGAUUGAGACUUGUUCUUAUGCUUCUGAAUGGUUUCUUACUUUGUUUGCGUAUAAGUUUCCUCUAAAUGUUGUCGCCAAAAUUUACAAUAUAUUACUUUUUUACGGUUCUACUAUUUUACUGAACAUUGGUCUAGGGUUGUUAAAGAAUAGUGAAAAAAGCCUUUUGCUGUUAAAUAAUGAUGAACUUAUAACAUAUCUGAAGGACGAUAUAUUUUCUUCUUUUAUGUUGGGGGACGAGACUGGCCAAUACGAUAGCAACAAAGUGUUACAGUUUGCUUUUACUUUCCAAACCUCAAAGUCAGCUAUAGACACUUAUGGUAAUGAGUAUGAUACGUGGCUGAAGGCUCAGAAAGAAGUCGAUGUGCAAUUGGAAAAUGCAAAGAACACUAACAAAUCAUUGAAUGAUCACUUUUCGACGUUGAAUGAAACUAUGUCUAAAUUACAUGCUGAGCACGAGAAUAUGAAUGGUAUGCUAGUUGAAGAAAAGUUGGUUUUAAAGCGACAAGCAGAAGAGCAAAGUGAGAUGGAGUCAAAGAUUUCCUCGUUACAUAGUCAGCUUUCAAAAAUCAAGUCCAAAGUGGAAGGGUCUUUCCAAGGUGAAAUGGAAGCCAUAAUCGCUGAAAAUCUUAAAAUUAUGUCAGAAGGUCAAGUAUUUGAGGAUGAACUUUUCAAAAAGGAAAAAAGACUUGCUGAAACAAAAGUCAAUUUAGCUACAAUGGAUGGAGAGCAUAUGAUGGCAUUGCAAAAAUGGAGUCAAUUGAUGAAUCGUAUUAAUAAAGGAUAG